Messenger RNA from Cloeon dipterum, 5067 nucleotides. RefSeq lists its product as uncharacterized. The coding region runs from base 2036 to 4900 and encodes 954 amino acids. The transcript is spliced from 2 exons. The record is from RefSeq and is a predicted model, not a curated record. Lineage: Eukaryota; Metazoa; Arthropoda; Insecta; Ephemeroptera; Baetidae.
GGGGCGGCAGGCCAGCCGACGCAGAUGGAGAGGGGGAAAUAAAUGUGUUUCGCAUCUUGUCAGCAGGCGAGCGGCGAGAGAAAAUAAUGUGCGUUGGCUGGCCGGCCGCCCCACCAGGUCUGACGCAUGCGUAGUUCGCGCACAAAAGGUUCAUAUUAUUUGGCGGCAAAAAAAGUUUCCGCGAGUGCUACGCACGUCACGCUGAACUUUUUGGUCGGAAAAAAUAUCAAAUUUACCUAAUUCGACCCUCAGGAAUCGAUUCGUGUGCUCAAAAUUUUCGUCAAAGUGGGCCUUUAAAUGAGCUUUUUUGAAUUUGAUGGUGCUGAUGAUAUCUAUGAAAUGUUGAGAGAGCGAAAGAGAAUUUAAUUCUUGAUUGUGAUAGGCUUGAACAUCACUUGCAAACAAAUAUUCUGAGCAUUUUUUUCAAUUUGGAAUGCUAUUAGCGAUACCUUGUAAAAUCAAUCUACGCACCUGCUAAUUAACUUAAAUACAUGCAUAAAUAAGUGGAUGAAUCCCUCAAAUAACAAACGAUUACUGUGUUGGCAAAUGAUGAAUUACUUGCACUGCACCAAACAAUUUCACUAAAUUGCUUUUAACGAAAGUAGCAUUUUGAAAAUGGUGUCGUUGCACUUGCCGUUAAAUACGUUUUAUUCUUUUUUCAUAAUAAAGGAUUAUUUUGCAGGUCUUGAUUGCCAUAUUUUUUGGCCAUGUAUCAUGCUAAACAAAUGCGAUAUGCUAUUGUAUACAGUUUCUUAUAAUGUCAAAUAAUCAGUUUCUUCCAAUGAUACACUGAUUUUUUUAUUAUAAUUUUGAAACAAAUUAGUAUCAACUUUGGGGUUUUUGUAGUGUAUUUUAGCUCGUGCACGACUGAAAAAUUACAUUCAAGUGAAGCGCUGCUCACUAUUUAGUAAUCAGGUUUUAAAUUUUCAAAAUUCAAGUUUUAAAUGCACAAACUAAUUAAAAUAUUGGUAAAUUCGCCAAAAAAGAAACAAUUAAGGAAAUGUAACGCAUAAAUAAUCAGAAACAUGAUAUGGGUGCUUUAAAGUAACUUGCAUUUUAAUCACUGAAGCACAAACUUUGUAACGAGCCGCAAGCGUUUGUAUUGCCAUAUAAGUAAAUUCAGGAAGAAAUCAUAAAAAUACUAACAAAGUUUGAUAGAAAGGUAUGUGUUACUGCUCUCUUCCUCUCUUACUGUAUUCGUAGGCCAAGCGUGUUUCAAUUCCUUUACUUUGGACACGUCUAAACUUGCCCUCCCUUUAACAAAUCAAAAUCUUAAACAAAAAUAUUACAUAUAUAUUUCAAGUGAUCCGAAAUUCUGUCUCUGCAGCGAGUUUCAGCACUUAAAAAAGCAUCAAAAACAGCCCAGCCUUGCCUGUCCAUCACAAAAUAUUGUGUUCGUUGCCAAGUCACUUUCCUGCUCUGUCGAUUGUGUUUUUCCAUGCCAAAAUACUGGAUUUUGCGUUUGGUGCUGUUUAAUGCUGCUGCCCGCUUCAGAGGAAGAAAUUUCACUCUAAUAUGAUAACCUCGUUUCCACGCCUUGGAAAGUAGUUCCAAGGUGUGCACAAAACAUGCCGAUUUUCAAAAGGAUUAAGCGAAAAUUUGGAGUGAUGUACUCAGAGUUACCUUUCAAAUUGUGAUAAUUUAACUUUACAUAACACACAAAACAACUAAGAGAUAACAUAUUAUGUACUGUAAAAAUGUUUUCAUAGAAAAUGUAAGCGUUGGAUUUUUAAUCAGGAAAGUUGCAUUAAAAGUGAUAAAAAAUACAGCAUUGUCUCACUAAACACAACUCAGCCACCCUAAAUGAUAAAUUUUAUCUUUUACUAAUGAAAGAGCGCACACAAAGAGGCUGCCGUUUUGUUUUAAGCUUCAUUGUGAAUAUACCGAAAUAUGCAUUUUGGAAUUCCCAUUUCAAGGGCGACUCUGAGUGAGUGAAGCCGCCACAGCGGAAGCAUCACAGCAGCUGCCUGUGCAGCGGCCGACACCACUCUGCUCGCCCAAGCGAAAUUUUCAUGGGAGCAGGUUGGUCGCUGUUAUGGGCCGCUGCUACAUUUUCCUAUCCAUCUUUUUGGCUCAGCUGAUCGCUUUGAGCGCUUAUGAUGGGAAAAGCGGAGCGUGCAAACACAAAGGUGUGCCAGUGUUGCGGACCGCGGAGGACGUGGACUGGACCUCUGUGGUAAUGCCUUUUUUCUCGUCCUUUGGCUUUGCUGGCGGAAACCGUCGAGUUGGCUGCAAUUGCCAGUUGACAACCCCAAACCCUCGGGAAAUCUGUCCAACAAACGCCACCAUGAACGUCACCAGUGGUAAGCACAGUUGGUGGGAUGGAUUAGGGAUGAGACGCUUUCGCACAAGGAGACAUGCACACUUCUCAUCUGGGCGGAAGUUCAGGAAGAGUAUUUCCCUGAAGGAUGGUUGCCCGGUGCGGGUGCCUCUGCAGCCAUGUCCUGACAAGCUGCAGUCAUGUCCUGAGAAGCUGCAGCGGGGCAGGAGAUCUCCUCACAAGGGCGGUGGAGGCCGGGGUGGUGGUGGCCGGGGUGGUGGAAGAAGGGACGACAGCAGCGAGGAACAAGGUGCUCAGCGGUCUCGAAAUGGAAAGUACUACUACAGGGUGACCAUUAAGGAAAAGGAGGAUUCUGGUCGGCUCAGGUGCACUGAUCCGACAACCAAGCAGACAAAAGUCUUGUGUGAUAAUAGAGGAUCCACAUCGUACUCCACAGUUAUGGUAACAUCCACCGUCUACAGUUACGGGACUCGGGAAGACAAGGAAGAUGAUAAUGGCAAUGGUGAACAAGGGGACGAUUACCUACUGCAGGAUCCUAUAGACACAUCGCCAAUUUCGGGGAUUCAAACUGGAUUCACGAUUUCUCCAACAAGAAGCCGUCGUCCUUACGAACCAAGCAUCAUGCUGACUGAGGAUUUGGAGUUUCCAGGCACGAGCAUGGUCAAGUCCACUCCUUCAGUUUCGAUAGAACAAAGCGAGUCUACGAGGUACGCAUUCAGUGAAUCAGCUCGUUUUAAUUGGCCAGCUGCAUCAGAGGUAUUCAGCUCCACUUUGUUGCCAGCAGACACACUUCCAUUUCAAAGUGUCGACAGCUACUCAAACAAUCAGCGCAGUACUUGGUCUUCCAACGGUGGGGCAUCAAAAUCAUACACAUUUUCCCAGCAAACAGAUCAGACUUUUAGCUCAUGGUACAGUAUGAGCAGUGCCGUGGUGACGAGUGAACCGAAAAAGGAAGAUCAAGUUCGUCAAUCAAGCACAACCAGAGCUCCUGCUGAGACAACAUCCAACAACAGAUGGGGAGCAUCAAGCACGUGGGCUGCAGACACACAGGUUAACGACCAGUCGACAAUAAAUUAUCCCUUGGAAACGUCAAUCAAAACAUUGACACAGAAUACUAGGACAGAACAAACCACAAUAGCCUCAACUUCUGUAAAAUCCACUUCUGCUUCGCAAACUAAAUCUCCUGAUGUGACAAGUACGACGACAGUGACAUUUACCACGACGACAACAACAACAACAACAACCGCCAUUCCUGAAACCUCAACAGCGCAGUACACAAGAAGGAGGUACACAACUGAAAAUCCGGAAAAACAAGAAGAUGCAGCAAGUGCAAGCACAAUAAUUAGCACAAAUAAACCUUCGAUAACCGAAUCAACCACUCCAAUAGCACGCGAGAUUCCUUUGGCAAACACAAUAACGCCUUUAAAAAUGGUUAGCUCCACUGUUGCUCCAACAGGUGAGGUAACGCCUUCAUCAUCAUCAACGGCACCAGCAUCAUCAACAAAAAACGAUAGAUGGAAGAAUGAUAUCACAGAUUCAACAAACGCACCAACCACCACUGCUACUACAAAAACAACUGCCACGACUACUAAAGUUGAUAGUCAAACCACUACCGCUACCGCGGCGCAAAUUUCUUCUCCCAGCAGGAGCCCUGGAUUUGGGUUACAGGAUUUGACAAGGGAAAAUGAUGAAAAUGAUGAUUCAAGUAGUAAUUUGUCGCCAAUAACAAGAGUUGGCGUAACAACCGAGCAAACGACGUCAUUAAGAAGCACUAAAAAGCCGCAAGUUACAGACAAAUACACAUAUGCGGAAAUUACAAGUGGACCAGAAGCCUUAAUGUCGCCAGACGGAAAAACUUCACCAACGAGCGAGAGAAAUAAUUUUGGCGAAGGCAGAAGAGACACUUGGGCGAGAAGUGAAUCAAGCACGCUAAGCACUUCUUCCAGCGUGGAAACAACUUUGCCACUCAAACCGUCUGUCAGGGAGAGCACCCUCACUACCCUCAGCACGGACCAAAUGGGCAAAAAUCAAGGUGCUGCCUCCACCUCCUUUAAUCUGCUGGACAUUGUUAACAGCGGCCGUGUCGACGAGAAAAAUGGCAGAACUGGGCAAUCGUCGAUAAGUGAAUUACCCACAACAAGCCGCAGCGUGGACUUGGCGAGUGGCAAAGAAAUUACUUACAGUAAAAAUGCCACUCACGGAAAUGAAAUUGAAAGCAAUUCAGAAAAAUCGACGUUGGGUAAAAACUCGACCUCUGAAGUAGUCGACCACCAAGAUGAUCACGACAGGGGAGACGUCAAAAACUACCUCUUGAUGUUGCUGGUUGGCGGAAACAAUAAUAAUUGCAACUGCUCUGACAGAAACUCGAAAAACCAAACUGGCACGGGAAAUGACGAAAAUAGACGCACUGCACAAUCGUUGAAUAAUACUCAAUCUGGCGGAGAAAAUAACAUCUUUUACAUCGGAUUUCCUAUCUUGGGUUCGUUCAUCUCUCAGCCGAUAGUAAAGGAAAAUAAAUCAGACUGUGCAAUUUGCCCAAAUUUAAAGUUCAUGAAGGUUAUGCAAACCAUUCAGAGUGGUGACUGCCUUAGUUCAAUGUUUGGUUCCUUCUUCAAAUAAUUAUUUUUUCAUUUCAUUUUUUAGCACCAAGCAAAAUGAAAAGAAAAAAUACUUCUAAUUCUCACUCAGUCCCAAUACCAAAAAUAUAGGUGUGACUGGGGACCUUUUUAAUUACUACUUUUCGCCUUCGUGAGUAGAAUAAAUUAUCAAUUCGUUUAACCAAAUAC